This is a messenger RNA of Entrophospora candida, 322 nucleotides long. The record is from the annotation of a GenBank genome assembly. NCBI's taxonomy places the organism in Eukaryota, Fungi, Glomeromycota, Glomeromycetes, Entrophosporales, Entrophosporaceae.
GUUUGUUUUUGAUCUGAUCUCAGAAGAAGUGAUUGAUUUUAAUAAUUUUGGUAAAGAUUUUGGCGAAAACUCCGGAGAUUUCGAAGACACAUACAUACAAGGUCAUAUUGAAGAUACAUCUGAUCAAAAUAUAAAUGAACUUAAUGAUGUUGAGGAUUCCCCUGGAGAUCAUGAUAGAAAAAGAAUUAGAUUUGAUCCACAACCAAUAUCAACAUUGUCAUCUCCUCCACAAUCACCAAUACCACCUUCAGAAAUAAGUUUUUCUGGAAAUGAUUUGAUUUGCUUGGAGUGCCCUAUUUACUGCAAUAAUCAAUCUAUCUAA